Messenger RNA from Dovyalis caffra, 1452 nucleotides. NCBI's taxonomy places the organism in Eukaryota, Viridiplantae, Streptophyta, Magnoliopsida, Malpighiales, Salicaceae. The record is from the annotation of a GenBank genome assembly.
AUGACAGAAGCCAGAAAUGACUUGAAACACAUUGCUGUGCUAGCAUUCCCCUUUGCCACUCACGGCCCUCCACUUCUUAGUCUCGUUACAAGGCUAUCUGCUACUGCUUCACAUGCAAAGUUUUCAUUCUUCAGCACAAAAGAAUCCAAUAUCAAACUCUUCUCCAGUGAUUUAGACAGGUUGGAAAACAUAAAACCCUACAAUGUUCAGGAUGGCUUGCCGGAGAACUACAUCUUUUCAGGGAAUCUCGACGAAACAAUAGAUUAUUUUCUUAAGGCGUCCCCGGGGAAUUUUAAGCAAGCAAUGGAAGUGGCGGUGAAAGAGGUAGGAAUUGAUUUUACGUGCAUCAUGAGUGAUGCAUUUCUUUGGUUUGCAGUGGAUAUGGCUCAGGGAUUGCAUGUCCCCUGGGUGCCCCUUUGGACCUCAGGGCCUCGUUCCCUCCUGUUGGUUCUUGAAAUCGAUUUAGUCCGCCAAAAAAUGGGAUGCACUAUUAAUGAACCGAAGACAGAACAAUUAGUUGACAUUCUUCCAGGAUUUUCUGAACUACGUGUUGCUGACAUACCCAAGGAAAUAAACUCGGACGGCGAGCAAUCAGAAUUCUCAGCAAUGUUGCAGAAAAUGGGAUUAACAUUACCACGGGCAGCUGCUGUUGCUUCAAACUCAUUUGAAGAAUUAGACCCUGAUGCGGCGAAUCUGUUCAAGUCAAGACUCCCCAAGUUUCUCUACGUUGGUCCCUUUGCUUUGGCGUCUCCAGAUCCAUUCACGUCUGAUCCACUGGGUUGCCUGGAGUGGCUGGACAAGCAGAAACAAGGAUCGGUGGUGUAUAUCAGUUUCGGAAGUGUGAUAAUGCUACCACACCAAGAGUUGGCGGAGAUAGCAGAAGCUUUAGAGGAAUGCAUGUUGCCAUUUCUUUGGUCGUUUAGAGGCAAUCCUGAGGAAGAACUGCCGAAAGGGUUCUUAGAAAGGACUAAAUAUAAGGGAAAAGUAGUUUCAUGGACUCCGCAGGUUAAAGUCUUGCAAAACAAAGCAACUGGAGUGUUUAUGACCCAUUGCGGGUGGAACUCGGUUUUGGAAAGUAUUAUUGGAUGCGUGCCUAUGAUUUGUAGACCAUUCUUUGGGGAUCAAACAGUGAACACGAGGAAUGUAGAAGCAGUAUGGGGUACUGGUAUCGGGAUUGAAGGUGGAAGGAUCACUAAAGAAGGAGUUACGAAAGCCUUGAAACUUAUCUUGUCAACCGAAGAAGGUAACAAAAUGAGAAAGAAACUUGAAUACUUCCAAGGUCUUGCUUUGGAUGCUGUGAAAUCAAAUGGUAGCUCUACCAAAAAUUUCGAAACUCUGGUAGAGUACGAUGAGUCAAAGGUGGAGAAGCCUGGAAGAGAUUUGAUUUUGUGGAAUUCGAUGAUUGAUGGGUAUGUGAAAUAUGGGAGGAUGAAGGAUGCUUUGAGAUUUUAA